This is a messenger RNA of Paramecium tetraurelia, 3462 nucleotides long. RefSeq lists its product as uncharacterized. Gene Ontology annotation, molecular function: ADP binding; ATP binding; phosphoglycerate kinase activity. The record is from RefSeq and is a predicted model, not a curated record. The transcript is spliced from 6 exons. NCBI's taxonomy places the organism in Eukaryota, Ciliophora, Oligohymenophorea, Peniculida, Parameciidae. Gene Ontology annotation, cellular component: cytosol. Gene Ontology annotation, biological process: gluconeogenesis; glycolytic process.
AUGGACGAUAGUAUGAAUCAAACUUAGCCAAAAAAGAAGACAUUCUACAUUCGAAAGAAAGCAGAUGAAUAAUAAAAAUAAUCUAGAUUAUAUUCUUAGGUCCCAGGACUAGAUGGGAAAGUGUAUUUACAAGGAGGAGGAUCAUUCAAUCCAGGUUAAUCCAUGGGUUCUAAAUUGAUGGUGAAGAAGCCUACAUCAGGUGUGCCAUCCUAAAUUAGUAGAGGGUAGGAUAAAUAGGAUCCAAGGGUCAGUACACCAAAGGGGCCAAUCAGUAGAAUUUCAGAAUUAGAUGAGGAGGAGAAGAAGAAUGAAGUAGAGGGUCCUUAGUUGAAAAUGAAGAAAGAGCAUAUAUCAUUUUUGGUUAAAACUGAAACAGUCGGUUAUGAUAAUGUAGUUGUUUCAAAUAAUGGAAGUGCGGCUAUUUAUUAUGAGUGGAAGAGAAUUGAGAGCGUAAGGAAAUAACCUAAUUCAAUCUAAGAUAUAAAUGAAGAGAGGUUCUUUUGUCAUCAUGAUUAAAAUGUUAUCAAACCAGGAGAAAGAAUUAAAUUUGUGUUUAGUUUUCUAUCAAAACAAGCAGGUGUAUUUAAUGAGGAAUGGGAAUUGAAAUGUGAGCCUCCAUGUUUGACUUAAUUACCUAAUUUGAAAUUGACAGGCAUUGCAUUUAUAGAUGAUGAAUUAACAAUUGGAAGAAAAGAAUUUCAGAAAUAAGUGAAAAACAAAUUUGCAUUGAAAAUAGCCACUGAAAUAGUUGAUGAUAUCUUUGAAGAAGUCAAAACACCACCUCCACCUAAACCAGAUCUAAGUGAUCCUGAAUAAUUUAAAAUCGAAUUUGAAGAACUCAAUUUGGGUGAAUAAUUAUGGUUUACUCAUGAAAUUAUGAACUUCUUUAAUUUCUCAUCAGAUGAAAUAUGUUAAGUAUUAAAAUAAGAUAUACCUUGGAAUGGAGAUGUUAAAUUGCUAAGAUAAUCAUGUCAUACUAUAGAUGAAGAAGAGGUUAAAGAUUUGGUAUUACGUAAAUUGGAAUUGUGGGUUAAGUUGGCAAAGAAAGUACCAAUCUCUAGAAAUCCCAUUUACAGUGUAGUCAAGGAUUUAUUAGGGGAUGUGGCUAAUUAAGUUCCUCAAUUAUCCGAGGAUAUGCGUAAGGAAUUGCAAAUGUGGGAAUACACUUUUCAUGAACCUGAGGAUUUAACACCAGAAAAGGCUAAAGCUAAGUUGGAUGAAUUCAAUAAAAUGAAAGCAAAUUGGUUGAAGAAUGCAAAAAAGAAGAAAUGGAAUGAUGAUAUGGAAAAGGAAUUGAUUGAGGAGUAUAAAACUAAAUUGGGAGCUAAAGUGGCUGAUGCAUUGGCAUAAGCAGCUAUCAAAUUAGAAAAUGAUGGACAAUUAUUAUAAGUAGGAGCAAUGAUGAAACCAGAAUUAAAAUGGAAUGUAUUUAGAAGGAGAAGAUUUUAAUCUACUUACUUUUAUGAUCUUCUUAGAAAGAAAACAAUUUAAGAUUCAGAUAUUGAAGGAAAGAAAAUUGGAUUAAAGAUCCAUCUAAAACUAGCUAAUAGACCAGAUGUUUAUGAACUUAAAGAAAAGUUUGAAUAAACAUUACUCAAAGAAUAAGAAGAGGAGAAUAAGAGAUUGGAAGAAGAAAGGUUGGAAAAGGAAAGAUUGGCUUAAGAAGCAGCUAAGAAAAAAGGCAAAGGUAAACCAGUCAAAUAAAAAGAAGUUGAAGUUGUAUAAGUCUAAUAAAAGAACUAUGAUUUAAGUCAUCUAGAUUAAGCUACACUUUAAGAAUGCGUUGACACUAUCAAACUAUUGAUGGAAAGAUAAGCCAAGAUUGUUGUAUUACUUGUAAGUUAUGACAAUCCAAGUGGAAAGUAUAAGUUUACAUCAUCAACUAAAUUCUUUUACGAAUGGUUAAAGACUCAUGUUGAAUGUCCUGUCUAUUUUAAUGAUGCUAUCAUUGAAAAUUUGGAUGAACAAUUAGAAACUCAAACCUAUUAAGAAAAUAGUGUUUUAGUAUUAGAAAAUCUGUUCUUCUAUCCAGAUGAAGUUGGUUACUCUGAGGAAGAACCUGACAUCGAAUCCAAAACACCAUACAGAACCCUAUUACCUUAUGGCAAUAUUUACAUAAUAGGAGACAGAGUGAAUUUCUUUUCAAGAUUCUACCCUUCAAUCAUCCAUAUGAAUGCAGAUUAAACCAUUCUAUCAUCAGCUAUUGCCAAAGAUAUUCAUAUUUUAUGUCAUAAUCUAAUGGGAUGUUAAGAUCGAAAUGGAACUCUCAUUCUAGGUGGAGAUCUGAGCGGUGAUAAACUGUUAACAAUUGAUUAAUUAUCUGGACAUCUUUCAUCCAUAGUCUUAUUAGGGAAAUUGGGAUUAGCAUUCUAUUUAACAAUGUAUGAGAUCCAAAGCGAUCUUGUGUCUGAAGCUGUUAGAGAGGUUAUCAAAAACCUACUUAAUGUUCUGAGAGAUGAAUCAACUGAAAAACCUCCUUAAAGGUUAACUCGAAUCAGUCAUCUUACAGAACAGCCAAAGCCAAAAGCAAGAUUAAUUUGCCCAUAAGAUUAUUUAAUUACGACACUUCCUGAAGGAUAUGAUCCAGCCAAUUAAGAACAUGUCUAGAUUGUCACUAGCAGUAUUGCACCUUUUGUACCUGAAGGCAAUAUCUAACUAGAAGAGGGAAAGAUACUCUUAGAUUAUGGACCUAAGACUAUUGAAAUUGUUAAAUAAGAAAUCUAAAAUGCCCAAAGAUUAUUUUGGAUAGAUGAUGCCAAUCUUGCAUUAUACAAUAUUUAAAAAUAAAUAACAGUUCCUGAUUUCGAAGCUAUUGCUUUACUAAAGAAAUUAAGAGAGGAAGAAGCCGAAAGAGAAAGAGAGAGAUUAGAAAAACUUAAAGAAAAGAAAGGUGGAAAAGGUAACAAGAAAGGUCUCAAAGAAGAACCACCUAAGGAACCUAUUAAUAUUAAAACCACAAAGGAGAUUAAUGUUCCUGUUUUCAACCUCACAAAUACAGACCUAGGAUUCUUUAUUUAUGAGAUGAAUCAAGAAAAGAAGGAUAGACAUUAACAUGCCUAAAAAUAAGGCCAUUAAGUUCCUUAUGAUUUCAAUUAGGAUUGUGUAGUCACAAUUAUUGGUGAAAAAUUGGAGAAGGUUCUUAAUUAAGAAGAUUUUCAAAAUAUAGGCAAGGAGGAAGAAAUUGAAUAGGCUCCAGAGCCAAGUUAAAAGGGAUCCUAAUUCCCUUAAAGUGAGGCAGGAGAAGAUUAAAAGGAACAAGAGGAAGAAUAAAUUGAAGAAGAGAAAGUUAAGAUCAAUUAAGUGAAACAAUUAUUAGCAGAUUUCUUUAUCCAAGAUUAAGAUUUCACUCUUUCAUUUCUAGCUGGAAAUUAAAUUCAUAUCCAAACACUCGACGAGUAUCCGCCAAAACCAGAAUCUGAAAUUAAUGAGGAGUAGUAUUUUGAAGAAGAUAGUACUCCUUGA